AUGAUUACUAACAUUUUCAUUUUUGUUAUGCAUGUUUAUGGUCUUAUAUUUUUCUCACUUCUCUUGCUAUGCCUUGAAACAGCAACGUCCAACCAUUUGGGAGCAGUGGGAGGAUAUGAUAAGGAGAGAGAUGCUCUCCUUCAAUUCAAAGCAAACCUUCAAGAUCCCUAUGGCAUUCUCUCUACAUGGACAGCUGAUGGGGAUGAAUGUUGUAAAUGGGAUGGAGUCACGUGUAACAGAAAAACCGGUCAUAUAACAAUGCUUGAUAUUAACUCAGGUGCUCUUGGAGGUCAGAUUAGCCAUGCAUUGCAUAACUUAAGCUACCUGACUCAUCUUGACCUUUCCAUCAAUUCUCUUUAUGGAGCCAUUCCCACGUUCAUUGGUUCCUUGACUCGGUUAAGGUACCUUAACCUUGGUUCGAAUCAUUUUAAUGGAACCAUUCCUCGGUCCAUUGGUUCCUUGACAAAAUUAAAAUAUCUUGACCUUUCUGAUAACUCUCUCUAUGGAACCAUUCCUUCCGAGUUUGGAAACCUCACCAACUUGCAGAGACUUGAACUUGGAGAUGUUGGAAGGUGUACAGUUGAAAAUCUAGAGUGGUUAUCUCAUCUAUCACGUUUGGAGGUAUUUGAAAUAUAUGGGGUUUCCCUCGCCAAACAAAAUUACUGGGUAGAUGUGAUUUUGAGUCUCCGGAAACUCUCAGAUUUAGGUUUAGGAGGAUGUGAGCUCUCAGAGGUCAUGCAUCCAUAUUCUUCAUCUCUCAACUCUUCUUCAUCUAUAGUUAGCCUUUCUCUUGAACAAAACAAUCUCAACUCAUCGAUGUAUCGUUGGUUGUUCCCAUUAACAACCAACAAGCUUCGUGAUCUUUCUCUCUCUAGCAACACGUUAGAUUUGGUACCCAAAUAUCUUGGUAAUCUCUGUAAUUUGACCUCUUUCUAUAUGCUUGAAAACUCUGCAGUGGUCAAUUUUCCGGAUAUUCUGAACAACUUGAGUGGAUGUGCAUCACAUAGGUUGCAAGACUUGUUUGUCCGCGGAAGCCAAUUUAUAGGGUCAGUGUCUGAUGAGAUCCAGAAAUUUUCAUCCCUAGAACAGUUGGACUUAUCUGAUAAUCAUUUAAAUGGAACUAUCAGUGACAAACUGUGGGAACUACCCAGGCUUACGAAUCUUAACAUUUCUUUCAAUUAUUUUAGAGGUGUUAUCUCUGGAAACAUUGGAAGGUCCAAGACUCUUGUAAUAGAUCUAUCAAAAAACCCACUCCAAGGUGUUCCUCCCACAUAUCACAUGUCAAACCUUUCUUAUGUACGUAUUAUAGAUCUCAGCUCUUGCAAGCUAGGUCCUGGCUUCCCUAAAUGGAUUCAAACCCUGAAAAAUCUUAGCUAUCUUGAUAUUUCCAAUAAUGGAAUUUCAGACACAACUCCUCUGGAGUUUUGGGACGCGUGGCCUUCGCGGUUAAAAUAUUUGAAUCUCUCUUCCAACAACAUCACAGGGAAAAUACCAGAUUUAUCAUCAAAUUUUAUUUCUCGUUCAGUGAUAGAUUUGAGUUCCAAUAAUUUAUGUGGUCUAAUACCAAAUGUCUCUUCCACUUUGGCAUCACUAAACCUUUCCAGAAACAAAUUCAAUGGAGGGAUAUUCUUUUUAUGCCAAAUGGUCAAUAGAACUUUAGAAUUCCUUGACCUCUCCCAUAACGUUCUAUCCGGACAGCUUCCGGACUGUUUGUGGAAUUUCAAAGAAUUAAAAGUUCUUAAUCUAGGACACAACAAUCUAUUUGGAAGGCUUCCUGCCUCUCUAGGAUACGUGGCUCAACUCGAAGUGCUGUAUUUACACGGCAACGAAUUCUUUGGAGAAUUGCCUUUGUCUUUGAAGUAUUGCACGAAUUUAAAUUUCUUGGAUUUGGGGGCAAACAAGUUUUCUGGUAACGUGCCAGCUUGGAUUGGGGAAAACUUAUCGGGGUUGUAUGCUCUUAUCCUAGGAUCAAACAACUUCGCUGGAACCAUCCCUUUACAGUUAUGUCAAUUAGCAAAUCUUCAAAUUCUGGACUUGUCCAUGAAUCAUCUCCACGGAACCAUCCCUUGGUGUUUCAAUAAUCUUACGAGCAUGGUUCAAGAUGGAUCCUUAGCACCACCGUACCUACAUCCUUAUUCGACUAUAUUUGGAAUUUCAGAUAGGGGGAUCAUCACUGAUCAAGAGUACAUUGACCAUGUGAUGAUCGAGUGGCUAGGAGAUGAACGUGAGUUCAUCAGAACUAAUCUUGAAUUGUUGAAGAUGAUUGACCUGUCAAGAAACAACUUAACAGGACAGAUACCAUAUGAACUUACCAAUCUUUGUGAGCUGCUGGCACUGAACCUAUCAAAUAACGCUCUUCUUGGAGAGAUUCCACAACAAGUUGGUCAGAUGAAAAAACUUUUAGCUCUUGAUUUAUCUAGAAACAGUUUUUCCGGAGGGAUACCAUCAAGCAUGUCUCAAAUGACUUCUUUGAGUUACCUAGACUUGUCAUCUAAUCACUUGUCGGGGAGAAUCCCAUCUGGCACUCAACUCCAGUCCUUUGACCCAUCAAAAUAUGAAAAAAACACAGGACUAUGUGGACCUCCUCUUUCCAAAAAAUGUCCUGGAGAUGAAGAACCGGAAAUACCUUCAGUUGUUGGUGAAAGUGGUGGUGAUGUGGAAGACAUAGAUGAAUUUUGGGGAUGGUUCUAUAUUGGUGGGGGCACUGGCUUUGCUACUGGAUUUUGGAUAGUAUGUGGCACUCUACUUCUCAACCGUCGUGCGAGACAUGUUUUUUUUCUGUUUUAUGAUAGUUUAAAAGAUUGGAUUUAUCUGAAGGCAGUGUUGUGCAUUGUAAAUUUGAAAACAGUUGAUACCUAA
Lactuca saligna is the source of this 2859-nucleotide messenger RNA. Lineage: Eukaryota; Viridiplantae; Streptophyta; Magnoliopsida; Asterales; Asteraceae. The record is from the annotation of a GenBank genome assembly.